Messenger RNA from Miscanthus lutarioriparius, 612 nucleotides. Lineage: Eukaryota; Viridiplantae; Streptophyta; Magnoliopsida; Poales; Poaceae. The record is from the annotation of a GenBank genome assembly.
AUGGAGAUGGGAGGGAUGAGCGAUGCGGAGCGGCUGUUCUUCUUCGAGAUGGCCUGCAAGAACUCCGAGGCCGUGUACGAGCAGAACCCCAACGACGCCGACAACCUGACGCGAUGGGGCGGCGCGCUGCUGGAGCUGUCGCAGGUGCGGGCCGGCCCCGAGGGCCUCAAGCUCCUUGAAGAUGCCGAAGCCAAGCUGGAGGAGGCACUGCAAAUUGAUCCCAACAAGGCCGAUGCACUCUGGUGCUUGGGAAAUGCUCUGACCUCUCACGGAUUCUUCACUCCAGACACUGCAAUAGCUAAUGAGUUCUUUGUAAAGGCAACCGGGUGUUUCCAGAAGGCUGUUGAUGUGGAACCUGCAAAUGAGCUGUACAGGAAGUCUUUAGACUUGUCAAUGAAGGCACCUGAACUGCAUUUGGAGAUCCAGAGGCAGAUGGUUUCUCAAGCGGUGACACAAGCAUCCUCAGCCUCAAAUCCAAGGCAAUCAAGGAAGAAGAAGAAGGAUAGUGACUUCUGGUACGAUGUUUUAGGAUGGGUAAUCCUUGGCGCUGGCAUUUUUACUUGGGUUGGAUUGGCAAGAUCAAUGCCUCCACCGCCGCCACCAGCGAGUUGA